Messenger RNA from Arabidopsis thaliana (thale cress), 2099 nucleotides. Its product is annotated as Protein kinase family protein. The record is from RefSeq and is marked reviewed. Gene Ontology annotation, molecular function: polysaccharide binding; ATP binding; protein serine/threonine kinase activity. Gene Ontology annotation, cellular component: membrane. Bases 61 to 1923 code for a protein of 620 amino acids. The transcript is spliced from 3 exons. Lineage: Eukaryota; Viridiplantae; Streptophyta; Magnoliopsida; Brassicales; Brassicaceae.
CUUUAAUCACUCUCUCUCUUUUUUCGGUUUCUAAUCAGAGCAGUAGUAUUCACACACCUCAUGGAUUCUUUAUCAUCCAUGGGAUUUCAAACAGCUAGUUUUUUUCUGAUCUUGUUAUUCUUGUUUUAUCAUCUUCCUUGUGUUCCAAGCCAGCAAGAACGAAGUAGGUUAUGUAAACCUUUUCAGUGUGGCGACAUCACCGUCGGUUUUCCCUUCUGGGGAGAGAAUCGCCAAAGUGAUUGCGGUCACUUUUCUCUGAAACUAAACUGCAACAAACCCUCAAACACAACCUCUCUUACAAUCUCAGGCCACAACUACAGUGUCCUCCAUAUAGACAACAAAUCCAACAUUCUUAGCCUAUCCAGACAAGAUUUCUCAGGUCCUUUCUGUUCUGCUUCAUUCUCUUCCACACCUUUGCGUUCAGAUCUCUUCCAGAAUUUGCAACCUUACAGAAACCUCACUGUGUUCUAUAUGUGUGACCCUCGUCGCCAUUUCUUUGGGAAUUUCACAUGUCCAGUGAAAGGUCUUGGCUCUGUGGUUCAGAACUCUACGUAUCGUAAACUUUGUGAUAAAAGUUUUAGCGUCACAGUUCCUACGAGUUAUGUUCCAGAGGAAGAAGCUCUGAAUUUGACACAUUUGGAAAGUGUUUUGAGGAAAGGGUUAGAGGUGAAGCUGAAGAUAAGUGAGAUGUCUGGUCAAGAAUGUGUAACCACUGAUGGAAACUCUGGCUUCACACGGUUUUGCUGCACGAACGUAUCAGGACCAGAAAUCAGUUGCCUUACUUCAAUAACUACUAUGAAUAAUGGAACUUACAGCGAUAAUCGCCCUUUCCUGGUAACAAUUGGAACAGUUCUAGGGUCAAUACUAUGUGUAUGUGUGGUGCUGUUUCUAGCAUUUUAUCUUAACGAGAGAAGAAUAGCAAAGGCUGCGAGAAUUCAGCACCUCGAGGCGCUUGGAACCCUGAGAGGGUACAAUUAUAAACAAAUCAAGAAAAUUACAAAAUCAUUUACAGAAGUAGUUGGACGAGGAGGAUUUGGAACUGUAUAUAGAGGGAGAUUACGCGAUGGUCGAAAGGUUGCCGUGAAGGUCUUGAAAGAUUCAAAGGGAAACUGUGAAGAUUUCAUCAACGAAGUCGCAAGCAUGAGCCAAACAUCUCAUGUUAACAUUGUAACUCUGCUUGGUUUCUGCUAUGAAGGAUCCAAAAGGGCGAUCAUAUAUGAAUUUCUAGAGAAUGGAUCUCUGGAUCAGUCGUUGAAUCUUGAUGUGAGUACACUUUAUGGAAUCGCGCUAGGCGUGGCACGGGGACUUGAGUACCUGCACUAUGGCUGCAAAACCAGGAUUGUGCAUUUUGACAUUAAACCUCAGAAUGUACUGUUAGAUGAAAAUCUCAGACCCAAAGUUGCUGAUUUUGGACUCGCUAAGCUCUGUGAGAAGCAAGAAAGCAUCUUAUCAUUGCUUGAUACCAGAGGAACAAUAGGAUACAUUGCUCCAGAGUUGUUUUCAAGAAUGUACGGAAGCGUGUCUCACAAGUCAGAUGUGUACAGCUAUGGGAUGUUGGUUCUUGAGAUGAUCGGAGCAAGGAACAAAGAAAGAGUCCAAAAUGCUGAUCCGAACAAUAGCUCGGCUUACUUUCCGGAUUGGAUCUACAAGGAUCUUGAAAAUUUUGAUAACACAAGGCUUCUUGGCGAUGGACUAACCCGAGAGGAAGAAAAAAAUGCGAAAAAGAUGAUCUUGGUGGGUCUAUGGUGUAUUCAGUUCCGUCCAUCAGACCGUCCAUCAAUGAACAAAGUUGUAGAGAUGAUGGAAGGAAGUUUGGAUUCUCUUGAUCCCCCUCCUAAGCCUCUUUUGCAUAUGCCAAUGCAAAACAAUAAUGCAGAAUCAUCUCAGCUAUCAGUGGAAAGCUCAAUUUACUCCGAAGUAUGAUUCCAUGACUUGGGAAUAUAUGUAAAACCAAUCAUAUUUCACAUUUAUAGGUCAAUUUUGCAUUGGAAAAUAUAUUAAACAGUAACGUGUGUCUCAAACUGCGUUUAUCAAGAAAGAUCAUGUAAAAAUGCUAGGGAAUCGUAAUAAAUCAAGAAAUAUAUAAUGUAAAAUUGUUG